This is a messenger RNA of Myodes glareolus (Bank vole), 5594 nucleotides long. It is a transcript of the gene Spef2, whose product is annotated as sperm flagellar and cilia associated 2. The record is from RefSeq and is a predicted model, not a curated record. Gene Ontology annotation, cellular component: sperm midpiece; manchette. Gene Ontology annotation, molecular function: calcium ion binding; protein binding. NCBI's taxonomy places the organism in Eukaryota, Metazoa, Chordata, Mammalia, Rodentia, Cricetidae. Gene Ontology annotation, biological process: sperm axoneme assembly.
CUGGUUACCUAACUCCAGCCUGGUAGCGCUUCCUUAGCAACUUGGUUGCCCUGGGAGACGGGAAGACGCAGUCCCACUGACCACAUUCCUGGCAAAUUCCUAGCACCUACUAGCGGUGAAAGGCGCCAGAGAACUAUGUCGGAGAUCCUGUGCCAGUGGCUCAACCAGGAGUUGAAGGUGUCCCGGACCGUGAGUCCCAAGUCAUUUGCAAAGGCAUUUUCUAAUGGCUAUCUAAUUGGAGAAGUUCUAUACAAGUUUGAACUUCAGAGUGAUUUUUCUGAAUUUUCAGAGAGCAGGGGUUCCACUGCCAAACUUAACAAUUUCUCCCGCUUGGAGCCAACCCUUCACCUGCUGGGUGUGCAGUUUGAUCAGAAUGUGGCCCAAAGUAUCAUCACAGAGAAGCCAGGAGCAGCAACAAAGCUCCUCUAUCAGUUGUACAUUGCUCUUCAGAAAAAGAAGAAAACCGGGCUGACUGGAUUAGAAAUACAAACCAUGCAACCCCAGACAAACCUAAGGCUUCAAGCACUCAAAAGUGAGGCUUUUCGAGAGAGACUUAAAAACCUGAUACCACGCCAAACUGAUUUCAAUCUGAUGCGGGUUACAUGCAGGUUUCAAGAAAAAUGUAAACAAAUGAAAGAAGAUCUUGCCCGAAUACAUUUUGAGAAGUUUGAAAAAUUUCAAAAACUUGAGGAAGAGCAAAGACACUUUAAUAUCGAAAAGCAACGUUUAAAUAGAAGACGACAAAACGAGAUAAUGGCCAAAAUCCAAGCAGCCAUUAUCCAGAUCCCUAAGCCCGAACCAAAUCGUACUCUGAAAGCACUAGAGGCUCAAAAGCUGAUGAAAAAGAAAAAGGAGGCAGAGGAUGUGGCCAAUGAGAUUAAGAAAUUUGAAGCACUAAUAAAAAAGGAUCUCCAAGCCAAAGAAAGUGCAUCCAAGACUUCUCUAGAAACAACAGACCAGACAGCUACCGAUUUGUUAAACACUUAUUCAGAUGAUGAGUACAUUAAAAAGAUCCAGAAACGCCUAGAAGAAGAUGCUUUCGCACGUGAACAAAGGGAGAAAAGACGGCGGAGGUUGUUGAUGGACCAGUUAAUAGCCCAUGAAGCCCAGGAGGAGGCCUAUCGGGAAGAACAGUUAAUUCACCGGCUGAUGCGUCAGUCCCAGCAGGAGCGCAGGAUUGCUGUGCAGCUCAUGCACGUUCGGCACGAAAAGGAAGUUUUGUGGCAAAAUAGAAUUUUCAGGGAGAAACAAUAUGAAGAAAGGCGACUUAAGGAUUUCCAGGAUGCUCUUGAUCGAGAAGCGGCUCUCGCCAAACAAGCCAAGAUUGAUUUCGCGGAACAAACCUUGAGGGAAAAAGAAGCCCAUGAGAAGAUCGCUGUGGAAAGAGCUCAAGCACGCUUUGAGAAGCACUAUGGGAUAUGUGCAGAAAUAUUGGAUCAAAUCCUUGAUCUGUGCACUAAAGUGGCAGACUACAGGAUGCUGACAGAUAAUCUUAUUCCACAUAAGAUGAUGCAUGACUGGAAAGAACUCUUUUUUAGUGGAAAUCCCAUUUAUGAACAGGAUUCUCUUAAACAUGGACGUACAGAAUCCUCUGCGGAACAUCAUAUAGAGCUGCAAAAAAGGAACUUGCUUGAUAAAAAUGAUUAUGAAGACUAUAAGAACAUGGUUGGAGAGUGGGCCUUGCCAGAAGACAUGGCUAACAGCUCUCCACCCUCCAACAAUUACAUACUGGGACAUGUGCUUCAAAGAUUAAUUGAAAAGUCAAUCCCUUCUCAAGAUGAUGCCGCAGAAGCUGAAGUGCCGUCCUAUGCUUUGAAGGGAUGCUUUCUAGGGAAGACACUCAGUGGCAAAACUACUGUUCUAAAGUGUCUACAAAAAGAGUUUCCAAUUCAAGUACUUUCUAUUGAUAGUCUUGUCAGUGAAGCUAUCCGGGCAUUUAAUGACAAUGAACAAGCCAGUGGGCUAAGACCAGUUCGGAGAGAAAACAAGGGAGAACCUCUGUUGGACCCAAAAGAAAUUAGUAAAAUACAGGAUCAGAAUGCAUCGUCAGUUCCUCCAGUUUCAGGGAAAGAGACACCCAGAAAAGAAGGUGUCAUGACGGAUGAGACUGAAGAUCUCAAACCAAGUGAUAGUUUUUUAAAUCUUAGUUUGCGAGCUCAACUUGGUGCAAAAUCAGAACAGUUGCUUAAAAAAGGAAAGAGCAUUCCAGACAUAUUGCUGGUUAACAUCAUGGUAAAUGCUAUUAAAGAGAUACCUGCUAACCAAAGCUGGGUUAUUGAUGGGUUUCCAAUGACAUUAAAUCAAGCUCAGCUCCUGGAAGAAGCACUGACAGGCUACAAAAAAAAAUUCAUGGAGGCAGAGAAAAGGAAAGCACGAAUGCCCACACUAGCCCUGGGCCCGACACCUUCCAAGGAAGCCACUCCUCUCCCAUCUGCAUUCGAUUUUGCCAUAUUAUUAGACAUUUCAGAUAAUUUAUCACUGGAUCGCAUGAAUGAUAUCAUUGCCAAAGAACUCUCACGUGAAAUUUCUCAUGAAAGCGUUGGUCAACAGGAAGUUUCUGCAUGCCAAGAAAAGGAUGGAGACAAUAACUUACGAGAACAGAUACACCAUAGAAUUGUUGGCUUCUUGGACAACUGGCCAUUGCUGGAAGAGUGGUUUACAGAGCCACAAAAUAUUUUGACAAAAAUAAAUGCUGAAAUUGAUGAAGGGUCUUUAUGUCAGAAAGUAAAAGAAUUUUUUGCUAAUGAAAUAGCAAAUAAAAAGAUAAAAGUUGAAAAGAAAUUAGAAGAAAAAGAAGCCGAGAAGAAGGCAGCGGCUUCUGCGACUGAGGCUUCUACCACCAGUCCUUCCCUUCCUUCUGAAGCAGAAAAAGACAAGGAGAUACAUCUUCAUCGUGAGCCAUCAAAACUUUCUCCUGGGAAAGGAAAGACACCCUCAGAACUCCAGCAUGGUAAGAAAGACUCUCAACAUGAAGUAAAAGGAAAGAAAGUUUCUCCUAAAGGGAAAAUACCAGGAGGCAAAACACCAGUAAAGAAGUCACCUGCUGGCUCUGCAGAAAUAUCACCCACACCAACGGCACCACCAGCCCCUAAGCCAGGAUCAGAUGAAUGGAUCUAUGUGACAGAGCCGAUACCUGAGGAACUGCCUUCAUUUUUACUACCUUAUUGGGAACUCAUAGAGAAGUCCUACAUAAACCACAUCAAAACAGUACUUCGAUAUCUUAGAGACAACCAACACACUAUCCUUUCUUAUUUAUAUGAUACUAGAACCAAUUUCCAGGAAUUUCUCAGGCGUCCAGAUCACAAGCAAGAUUUUGUAUCUCAGUGGCAGGCUGACUUCAACUCUGUUCCCGAAGACCUGUGGGAGGAUGAGGAAACCAAGGCAGAACUACACCAACGAGUGAACGAUCUACGAGACCGCCUGUGGGACAUCUGUGAUGCCAGAAAGGAGGAGGCAGAGCAGGAGAGGCUUGAUAUCAUUAACGAGAGCUGGCUACAGGACUCUGUCGGAAUAAUAAUGAAUCACUUCUUUUCCCUGAUGCAGGCAGAAGUGAACCGUUUCCAAGACACCAAAAGACUCCUCCAAGAUUAUUACAGAGCAAUGGAAUCCAAAAUCCCACUAGAAGACAGUAAGAAAUUUACUCGGGUCCCAUUGGUUCAGCUCGAUAGUAAAGACAUUUCAGAAAACCAACUUAGAAUUCCUCUAGUUCCUCGAAUAUCCGUUUCUCCAGAAAAUGUUACCAUCAAACCAAAAUUGAAAGCGUUACUGAAGGGCAAGAUCGAUCCCUCAUUAGAAGGUUUGGAAUCUAACUUUGAGGUAGAUGAGAAGAUAGUAUUGGACACCUGGCAGCAGGCUUCCUUAGCCAUCUCCCACAUGGUGGCUGCUGAAGUCCAUCAAAGGCUGAUAGAAGAAGAAAAAGAAUCGCCCCCAUUGGAUUCCAAAGAAAAGUCUCCUCAGUCGGGUACAAAUAAAAAAGCCAAGAAGGAGAAGGAGGCUUCCAAGAAGAAAAAGGCAGAAAAGAAAGCAAAAGGAAAGUCAUCACCUGUGGCGGAGGUCAGCCCCAUCACAGUCUCUCCUGAGGAACUAGCCGAAAUGGAGAAGAGGAAUGAGCUGAGGCUCAAGAUUAAGGAAGAGCAUCUUGCUGCUCUGCAGUUGGAAGAAGCAGCCACGCAAUUUCGACUUGAACUAAUAAAGACAAAAGCUUUGGCUGUCCUUGAAGAUUUAGUAACAAAGGUGGUUGAUGUCUACAAGUUCAUGGAAAAAUGGCUUGGCCAGAGAUAUUUAAAUGAAAUGGCCAAUAUAGACAAAUUGACUGAAGUAGCUCGCUACUACAUUGAAACAUCUACAAAAAUUCAAAAUGAGAUUUAUUUAAACCAAGAAGACUUCUACAUCAAUGGAGAUGUAAAAGUCUUUCCAGAUGCUGUCCCACCGACCCGUCCCCCACCAGUAGAAAAGGAAGAAAAUGGCACCCUGACAAUCGAACAGCUUGACAGUCUCCGAGAUCAGUUCUUAGAUAUGGCACCUAAAGGCAUCAUAGGAAAUAAAGCAUUCACUGACAUUCUGCUUGAUUUGGUGACUCUGAACCUUGGAACGAAUAACUUUCCGAGCAGCUGGAUGCACCUCACGCAACCUGAUUUGCAGGAGAUCACUUCCUUAUUAACAGUAAACUCAGAGUUCGUGGACUGGAGGAAGUUCUUGAUGGUCACAGCAAUGCCAUGGCCCAUCCCCCUGGAGGAGGAGCUCCUGGAGACUCUGCAGAGGUUUAAGGCCAUGGACGAAGCACAGACGGGCACCAUCACUUUCGAACAGUAUAAGCAGGCUGGUCUAUGGUUUACAGGAGAUGAAGAUGUAAAAAUUCCAGAAAAUCCCCUUGAACCAUUGCCCUUCAACAGGCAGGAACAUCUUAUAGAGUUCUUCUUUAGGCUGUUUGCCGACUGUGAGAAAGAUCCACCCCAGCUUGACUACACUCAGAUGUUGCUGUAUUUUGCGUGCCAUCCGGACACUAUGGAAGGGGUCUACCGGGCCCUCAGUGUGGCUGUGGGAACUCACAUCUUCCGGCAGGUUGAAACUCCUAUGCUGACCGCAGAGAAGACCUCCAUCUCCACUGUGAGUCCCAACGAGGAGUUUCCCGAGGCCGAGGACGUGACAAGAGAGGAGCGGGAACUGAAAGAGGAGAAAGAUGAGAGGGACCAGAAGGAAGAAGAAAUCCCCGAAAAUGCAAAUCCUGAAAAGAUUUCCAUGGAAACACUACUCAAAGUAUUUGGAGGAGGAAGCGAAGUCCUGGACGCUAAUAGAUUUGCCAGCUACCUGAAGAUAGAGAACAUCUAUGCUGAGAACUUCAUAAAAACUUUUCAGGACCUGGGGGCCAAGAACCUGGAGCCAGUUGAAGUUAACAUUCUCUUGAAACAUCCUUACAUUCAGGACCUGAUUGCAAAUUACUUAGACUAUAAAAUUCCUGAUAUUAAAAUGAUUCUUCAAAGGAGUGAACAUGCCCAAGGCAGUGAUGGAGAAAGUUCACCUUCAAGACUUACAGAGGAAAAGAAAUGAAGGCUAUGUUUUUUAUAAUGUAAAAUAAAGCUUCAUACUCAAAUUGA